AUGAAAUUGUCUCUCAGCCUUUUUGUUUCAGCGGUCCUCCUCUUGACAAGCGUUUUGACGAACUUUGCUUCCGCCGAGAAUUCCUUUGCUCAAGUUGGUCAAACACUCGAAGGCCAAGCUCUUCAGGGAGCCACCAAUCAACAGCAUGUCGAGUUUGGUGGCAUCGUCCGUCUUUCUCACGAUGGCAAGCGCAUGGCCGUUGCAGCGCCACCUCAGUCGAACUACCAUCAUGGCCAAGUCUUUGUCUACGAACGUGAUGAUUCUACCGCCAUGGGUGACGUUACUCAAUCGACCUGGAGUUUGAAGUUUGACCUUGCUGGAACCUCGUCCGACGAAGAUAUUGGCAAAAACAUUGCCCUGUCUGACGAUGGAAAUAUCUUGGCUGUUCGAAGUGGCGCCACAGUGAAGGUCUUUCGAUACAACGUUGAGAAUGGGCAAUUUGAGUUGAUGGAUCUACAUCCUACGGAAACUGUGGGGGCGUGCAAGGGACGUGGACUCUCAUUGGGCCAGACGACCACCACCGCAAGCAUCUACUUUCUCCUAAUCAGCUGCGAGUCCUUCCAGAAAGGCCAAGGAAAAGUCGAUGUGCUUUCAUUGAACGCUGGAGCCAGCGAAUGGAUUCGUGUCGGUACAUUGAGAGGGGAACCACGAGACCCUGCCGCCGAGACUGGAAAUCUAUUCGGUUGGGAAACUGCUGCGCUAGUCCGCAACAGUCAGCAGGAUGUCGUGACGAUUGCUGUCUCGAGCCCGAAUCAUUCUGUGAAGACAGGGUUGGUUCAGGUAUUUCGCCUGUUCACAAAGACCGGAAAAGUUGCACGAAUGGGUCAAGACAUGAAAGGAAACGAAGAAGGUCAUCAGUUUGGCUUCGGCAUGGACUUGAGCACUUUUGGUCAUCCAAUUCUAGUCGUUGGGGCUCCUCAGUGCAAUUCUGAUUCCGGUGCAGUAAAGGCGGGGUGUCUGACGACCUACCGCUGGAGCAACACCGCUGAUGGCUUUGCGUGGAUCCAGGAUGAUGAAGUUUUUUACGGGCAAGAGCAAGAUGAUCGUUUUGGAGGCUCAGUUGCUAUCACUCGCAAUGGCGGCCGUCUUGCUGCUACGAGCCUCAGAUACAACCGACAACAGGGCCACAUUCGUGUGUUUGAUAUGGACCCUGUAACACUCGCAUACAACCGUAGUGGGGAAAUUCUAGGAGUGGCUUCCUUGGUUCGUUUUGGUCAAGCAGUUGCCCUGAAUGAAUACGGCUCAAUGAUUGCUUCGGGAUCGGUGCGCAGCAAGGCUGAACAAGGUGAUGCAUCUGUUGGCAGUGUGCGAGUCUUCCUCGAUGAAACUCCUUUCUGCAGUCAACCCGGAAGGGGCGCGACGAUGCAGGAUCUCUUCUUGGCUCGAAAUGUGUGUAGCGAUGUGGUCAGUCGAACUUUUGAGUGUGAUGCGGCCAACUGUGUGUGGGCAGAGCGGCCUCCUAGUGAUUCGCCAAGCAUGGCCCCAAGCUCGACCCCAAGUCUUGCCCCUGCCUCUCCCGUCGGUACGCUUGCGCCGAGCACGGACUCUCCAACAAAUGAAUCAACAUCUGCUCCUUCAGGGCCUAUCAUCGUCGAAGACUGGUAUUGGUACUCUGAGAACACAACAUUUGCUCCUACUGCUACUCCUUCAGAAGUGAUUCUCGAUGAACUCGACGCAGCUGUUCCCACUUAUGUCCCGACCUCUGCUACGUCGGAGCCAGUGAUUAUAGUUGACUAUGGAGUGCCGGACAGUGACGGCAAUGUGCAAUGGGCUGCCGCUGGAGGCGUUCUUUUCUUCCUCUUGACCGGUGCUGUGGGUUUUGUCUACCGAAAGCUGCGCUCAAAGAAGCCCGAAGACAGUAACCAGAGUGAUGGCGUCAAUGAGGCAGCAGUGGAGAGCGCUGAGUGUGUGGACAACAGUCCGGUUUGA
Molecule: messenger RNA, 1929 nt
Organism: Seminavis robusta
Lineage: Eukaryota; Bacillariophyta; Bacillariophyceae; Naviculales; Naviculaceae
Source: the annotation of a GenBank genome assembly